AUGGCGUUUGGCGGCAGGACCUGGAGAUGUCUGUUCCUGGGCUGGCUGCUGGGCCUCAUGGGCCUCCAGCAGAGGUGCAUGCAGACUUCCCGGGAGGUCGCAGAGGCGAUGGGUCUGCGACGGAUCUUCUACAUCAAUCUGGCGCGGCGUGAUUUGCGGCGAAGACGCUUUGAGGAGCAAGCCGAGGCCUUGGGCCUUGGGUCGUUGAUCUCAAGGUUUCCGGCGGUGGAUGGGCAGACCUUGGACCUCCAUCGGUAUCCCCGCAGCGUGGUCUCCGCGGAGGGCAUCGCGAAGGCCUCUCAGCCGCCGGACGUGGUGAAUGGUGUCCAGCUCACGCGUGGUGCGCUGGGCCUCAUCCUCUCCUAUCACACACUGCUGAAGCGUAUUGCGGAAGGGGAUCAGGAGAGCGUCUACCUCGUCGCCGAGGACGAUGCGGUCUUUGCUGCCGACCUGUUGGAGCGGUUGAGGGCCGCGGUGCAGGCGCUGCAGAGGGAGGACGCCAGGUGGGAGUUUCUACACGUGGGCUACUACGAUGACGAUUGCUCCCUGGCGCCUUUGGCCAGCGAGGCCAGGCUUUACCUUUGCCGUCCCAUUCAGGUCUACGGGCUUUUUGGUGCGGUGCUCCGGCCCGCGGGCGCGCGCCGGCUGUUGGAGGUUUUGUUUGGUGGCCGCAUCUAUUUGCAGCUUUCCUUUUAUUUUCUCGCCCCCAUGGCGAAACUAUGCUAUCACUUCAGCUUCAUUGACGAGGAGUCGGAGUCCACAUCAAUGCUUGGCAUGAAGCGGGCCCAAAGCUGCAAAAUCCCGGAGCAUGGCCUGGAGCGGGUUGACUGGCAGAGUCAGAUGCAGGUGCGGACGUUGCACGCACGGUCCCAGCAUGUGGCUGAUCAGACGCAGGCCAUGCUGGAGUUUCCGAAGCCAGGUGCCUCGUACGGCAGCCAUGGGCAUCCACACCUUUGCCGCCGGCCGUGCAUCCUUUUUCUGCGUGGAAAUUGCCAGGAGGGUGCUGAGUGUGGCUACUGCCAUGCUUCACAUCCACAGCGAGCAGCGACCUUUGACAGACACCAGCGGAGGAUUUUGAUCUCUUGGUCUAAGGUGCAGUUGCUUGAAGUGGUGCUUCCUUAUUUCCGGGAAAGGGUGGAGGGGAUCAAUCAUCCAGGAACAGCAGUUCUGUUGGAGUUGGUGGAACGCGAACUGGCCAUUCGUGACCCCGGUCAUCAUAGUGUCGUGGUGGAGGUCCCGCGCCUCAUCCACCACACGCUUGCUGGCAUGACUUUGUCUGCUUUGGUGGGCGUUAUUUGCUCCAAGAAUGGCAACCUGCCUUUCGCUCGGCUUUUGGAGAAAGCUUUGGUAGACCUUCGUCAGCAGGUCGGAGGCAUUGAUGGAUCGACGGGAUGA
This is a messenger RNA of Durusdinium trenchii, 1395 nucleotides long. NCBI's taxonomy places the organism in Eukaryota, Dinophyceae, Suessiales, Symbiodiniaceae. The record is from the annotation of a GenBank genome assembly.